This is a messenger RNA of Knipowitschia caucasica, 231 nucleotides long. The record is from the annotation of a GenBank genome assembly. Lineage: Eukaryota; Metazoa; Chordata; Actinopteri; Gobiiformes; Gobiidae.
AUGGAGUUGGGGAUAGGAGGGAUAGGGUGGUGGGGGGGUUUUGGGGGGGGUUGGGGGGGGUUUGGGGGUUGGGUGGAGGGGGGGGGGGUGGGGUUGGGGUUGGGGGGGGGGGGGGUUGAGGGUGGGGGUGGGGUUGGGGGGGGGGGUGGAGAGGAGUGGUUUGGGGGGGGGGUUGUGGGGUGGGGGUGGGGGGGGAAAAGAGUUGGGAAGGGAGGGUGGGGAGGGGUGUAA